Candidula unifasciata is the source of this 381-nucleotide messenger RNA. The record is from the annotation of a GenBank genome assembly. Lineage: Eukaryota; Metazoa; Mollusca; Gastropoda; Stylommatophora; Geomitridae.
AUGUUUGUGCUGCACGUGAUGGUUCUACUGCUGACUGUCGCAGCCAUGUCCGAGGCUGUAGUCGUAAAGCGGAGCAAACCUGUCCGAGAGACUAGAUGCUUCUAUAAUAGUGUUUGGUAUAAGAACGGACAACGAAUACCUGAUCCUUGCAACAUUUGCGUCUGUUCCAAUGGCCAAGCGAUUUGUACUUUGAGGGCCUGCCUCUAUGACAAACCUGUCCGAGAGACUAGAUGCUUCUAUAAUAGUGUUUGGUAUGAGAGCGGACAACCAAUACCUGAUCCUUGCAACAUUUGCGUCUGUUCCAAUGGCCAAGCGAUUUGUACUUUGAGGGCCUGCCUCAAUGACACACUGAAUGUGGACAAUUCAGGUUCUACACCCUGA